Planococcus citri (citrus mealybug) is the source of this 1002-nucleotide messenger RNA. RefSeq lists its product as uncharacterized. The coding region runs from base 239 to 868 and encodes 209 amino acids. The record is from RefSeq and is a predicted model, not a curated record. The transcript is spliced from 2 exons. NCBI's taxonomy places the organism in Eukaryota, Metazoa, Arthropoda, Insecta, Hemiptera, Pseudococcidae.
GUAUACAUAGGUACCUAGUUCGGUUUAGGUGAUUAGUCGUAGUAGAGCUUAUUGACUUAGUUUAUAAUUAUCUUCAAUAAGUUAUUUUUCAUGCGACGAAAAGCUAUUAAGUUUCCGUUGAUGGAUACAUAUGAGUAAAUAAAAGCCGAAUGCUCGGAUUAAUUGCUUAAAUAAUAAUUGCAUUUUUAAACCAGACAUUUGGGUAUUUAAAACGUCGACUUGAGAGAUUGAUCGUUGUAUGUAUAGUGAUUGGUCUGUCGUUACACGAGAUUUUUUGACGGUAUUCAAAAUGGAAAAAAUCAUAUUUUUCGUCGUAUGCUCGUUGGCUGUAUUCGAGGGAUACGUGGCUGACGCUCAGCUCAAUAUAGACACCGUCAACCCAACUGAUGAAAUACCCAUAACUGAGCGAGCUGAAUUACAAAUCAUUAAUCUCUGCACCGAGGUACCAUCGAUGUACGAACAAUUGGUAGAAUCCUUCAACGGUGAAAGUUCGUCGCCUAUGCCAGAUCCCCAACAAUUACAACAAUUCGAAGAUAAAUUGAAAGCUAAAACCGAAGAAUUGAGGCAAUACGUAUCCAAAUACGACCAAAGUGUUUCAGCCACUGAUCCGGAUGCGCAAACCAUGCAAAAUUUAAUGUCUUCCGCCGUAGACGAGCUUGUGCAGUCGAUUACCAAGAUCAAUGACGAUUUUAAUACGGAAAUUACCCAAACCAGCGAGUCUGUGGCUGCUGGAGUUGAUAAACGUCCUGAACUCAUGCAACAGUAUGUCAGACCAGCUAUGGUGAAAUUUGAGGAAUUCUGCUUGCUACAGACGAAAGAUAUAUUGAAGAAUAUUUUGCAAGAUUACGAAGCGACUUUAUUAUCGUAGUUUGGCUCUGGGUUUUAACAAGCCGUCUCGUAUAUUAGAUUUAUAUGCUAAAUCGUGUUCGAUGAUAGACGUAGAAAUUUUGUUUAUUUUAUGGAAUACGAUUAUUCUCGAAAUAUAUUUAUAAUGGUUAUUUA